AUGGCCGAGAAGCCUAGCCCGCUCGAGGUUGGCCCAAAAUUCGGGACGCUUGCCGGUCCGGCAUCAAGACGAGAUCUGAUUGCCGCUUACGCUAUAUAUAUGAAGCGCUGUACAACUGUUCCUGAUUUCGUUUUCGGCGUUCAUAAACCUUUGUGCACCUUUGGUGUUUGUUUUGACGUGAACGCUAGCUUGGGAGGCUAA
Messenger RNA from Opisthorchis viverrini, 201 nucleotides. RefSeq lists its product as hypothetical. The record is from RefSeq and is a predicted model, not a curated record. Lineage: Eukaryota; Metazoa; Platyhelminthes; Trematoda; Opisthorchiida; Opisthorchiidae. The coding region runs from base 1 to 201 and encodes 66 amino acids. The transcript has 2 exons.